Messenger RNA from Lagopus muta (rock ptarmigan), 7646 nucleotides. It is a transcript of the gene PLAGL2, whose product is annotated as PLAG1 like zinc finger 2. The record is from RefSeq and is a predicted model, not a curated record. The coding region runs from base 455 to 1939 and encodes 494 amino acids. Lineage: Eukaryota; Metazoa; Chordata; Aves; Galliformes; Phasianidae. Gene Ontology annotation, cellular component: nucleus. The transcript has 4 exons.
GGAAGUGGGGCUCGUGACGUCACUCCCACAAUGCCCCGCACAAUGGGGCCGCCGCGGCCUGGGCCGGAGCCGCGCCUGGCGGGGCCCGGGGGAAUGGGGUAGUUCUGAAACCAGCACAGAUGGCUGAGCUUGUUCAGAGGGAAAGAAGUAAAUACCUGGAGAAAAUGGCAGAGACUCUUGGAAUGUGCGCGCAGCUCUGACACAGGAAAUAGAAAGCAUUUAUCUUUUCCAGCACCCGUCCCGUACAGAGGUGAAAUAUUUGCAGUCUCAGACACCUAUGAAGGAAGACCACUCUGAACCACAGGAUUUGUGCAUCUUGAAGGAUGAUGACGUUUUGCUGUUAAAGCAGUUUGGUCACUGAGGGUUCCAACGGAAACUGCACCCAGACAGCAUCAAGUGAGACAUCUGCAGGCUCGAGUUCUGCUUGACAUGGCCAUGUUGUACUAGGCCUGCCAUGACGGCAUUUUUUCCCAGUGUUCCCAACUGGAUUCAAGAUGCAAAGCAGGAGGACGAGGAGACAGGCUGGAAAUUAGUUCAUAGGCCAAGAGGUGAAGAGACUGAAAGUCAGGGAAAAUGCCAAUGUGAAAUAUCAGAGACCUCCUUCACCAAUGUGGACAAGCUGAGAACUCACACGCUUUCUCAUUCUGAGCAGAGACCGUACAACUGCCCUCAGCUGCACUGUGGCAAAGCCUUUGCAUCUAAGUACAAGCUGUAUAGGCAUAUGGCCACUCACUCUGCUCAGAAGCCUCAUCAGUGCAUGUACUGUGAGAAGAUGUUUCACCGGAAAGAUCACCUCCGCAACCACCUGCAGACCCACGAUCCCAACAAGGAGGCCCUCCACUGUCCUGAGUGUGGCAAGAACUACAACACAAAGCUCGGCUUCAGGCGACACCUGGCCAUGCACGCUGCCGCCAGCGGUGAUCUCAGCUGCAAGGUGUGCCUCCAGACGUUUGAAAGCACCCAAGUCCUGCUGGAGCACCUCAAAGCUCAUUCCAGACGAGCUUCUGGUGGAGCUAAGGAAAAGAAGCAUCCGUGUGACCACUGCGACAGACGCUUCUACACCCGGAAAGAUGUGCGGAGACACUUGGUAGUGCACACGGGGCGGAAGGACUUCCUGUGCCAGUACUGUGCUCAGAGGUUUGGGCGGAAGGAUCAUCUGACCAGGCACAUGAAGAAAAGCCACUCCCAGGAACUGCUGAAGAUUAAGACAGAGCCAGUCGACAUGCUGGGUCUUCUAAGCUGCAGCUCAUCCGUAGCGGUCAAAGAAGAGCUGAGUCCCGUCCUGUGUAUGGCAUCCAGAGACAUGAUAGGUGGUAAGAGCUUCCCUGGCAUGUUGCCUGUGGGCAUGUACAGUACGCAUCUCCAAACCAUGCCAAGCUCAGGGAUGCCCCAUUCUUUGGUUCCCAAUUCUCUUCCAAUGGGAAUGAGCUAUCCUCUGGAGUCGUCUUCUCCUAUCUCUUCCCCACCGCAACCUCCUCCAAAGUAUCAGCUUGGAUCUACCUCAUAUUUGCCUGAGAAACUACCCAAAGUAGAGGUGGACAGCUUUUUGUCAGACUUCCCUGGCAGCCUGUCUCUCUCAUCUGGUGAGCCUCAGUCCUCUUCGCCUCAGCCACCUGCUCUGGAUGAGGCUUUGCUUUCCAAGAGCCCUGCUAACCUUUCAGAGGCUCUCUGUGCUGCUAACAUGGACUUUUCUCAUCUUCUUGGCUUCCUCCCCCUAAAUCUUCCUCCUUGCAAUCCACCUGUAUCUUCAGGGGGAUUAGUCAUGGGCUACUCACAGGGGGAGACACAGCCACUGCUUUCCACUUUGCAACAUCAACCUCAAGAAUCUCCUGGAACUGGGGCCUCACUGAACUUUGGGCCCCUUCACUCGCUGCCCCCCGUCUUCACCUCAAGCUUGAGCACAACCACGCUGCCACGUUUCCACCAGGCAUUCCAAUAAGCUGAACAUAGCACUGGAGAACAGAUCUUUCAGUCACCCUUCUGUGGAGAGCCUUAAAAACGCACAACUCUUACUUCCCUUUGGGGUCUGAAAGCUUUGCAAAGCUGAUUCAGACAGGAGGUUUCUGGUCUCUGGCAGGAGCACUUGUAAGACUUGAACAGCAGAAAUUCCCAUGCCAGUCUCAGUCCUGUACAGCGAAAAGUUUUCAUCUAAUAGACUGGAUAUAUUUUAUCUAAUUUUUAAAUCUGUGAAUCAGGAGCCACACUUAGCACUGACCUUCCCUGAGAUCCUGGAGCUAUGUUCCUCUUUGGGAGGGGACUGUCCCUGAGAAGGAGUUGAGACUCUUUCAUCUCGGGCUAAAUGUUUGAAGAGUCCAGCUUCCAUUUCAAGUGAUCACACUGCUAUUCUGGCAAAGCAGCUAAUACCUUCAAUGGAGAAGGAGAAGUCAAGAUACUCACGCUGUAUGAAGCCAACGGGGAAGAAGCUGUCCUUCCCCACUACCUCUCACCCAACACAGCUUACUCCAUCGAAUACAGAUGACUCCACAUCAGUGUUAAACAAAGGACCGUUUACAUGCAGAGUUCAGACAUCACCUCGUUCUUCUUUGCGGAGCCUUUAGGUUAAACUCAACACAGUGAACAUUGUUUACACAACGCAGUUCUGUUUCCACCGUUACAAAAAUAGGAGGCACCAGAACACACUGGCCUUAUAUCUGGUGUAGCUAGAACACUGUUUACACGACGAAGUCAGGUUGCACUGAUUUCUCUUCACGUAUCACAUUUUUCCCCCAUGGGGAAAUACAUUGCUUUCUGGACCACUUCAGCCUCUGCCACUGGAGGCAGCAGCUUCCUGCGUAUUUUCUCUGACUAUCCACGUGUCAAGGGGAUGGAGCAGCUUGCAGAACUAAGCUUAUGUUUGUGGUGUAUGUAUAGAGCCCUUUUAAAUAUCUCCUACAGGCAAACAGAUCAUACGUCUGUUUUGGAAACCAAAGCAUGAGAAAAGGCUGGGCUAGGAGGUGGGGGCCCACAGCUCCAAGUCUCGUCCUACCAGGCAGGGAGGAGAGCAAGCUUCAAGCCCCUAGGUUUGCUUUGUUUUAUGAACCACAACCAUUCAGCGAGGUCAGUACCUUCUGGCUUACCCAUGAAGCGGUCUCAAGAGAUGCAUGCUUAUUUUUUUUUUAACCUGUCCUAGGGUGAAGACAUCCAGGAACUGGGAGGAAAAUUUGGUCCCAGCUUCAUUUACACUUGUCACUGUAUUUGAAGCAUUUUUCCCAACACUAAGUUCUAACAAAUGCUGAGGGUUCAGGCCUGCAGUCACUCUUUCACUUAGAAUUUGGUCCCCCUGGCCUUUUUGUUCUCUGCUUAAGCCUUGCCUCCAGAAAUCCAAUCCUGCUUCCAGUCCUACCUCCCAAAUCCUUCCCUACCUACUGUGCAGCCAAGCAGCAGCCAGCUGCUGGGUGUCAUUUAGCAUUUGUAUGGUCCCUGCUCUCACAUUCCUGAGCGUUCUCGCUGAACCUUAGAACCCGUUUCUGGUUAUAGACACACGGAUCUUCAUACCUCAGCAUGCAGGAACUGCCAUAGGCCAAUAUCAGCCAGGAAAUCUGUCAGUAUGAUUCCCUGUAAAUCUAGGAAAUGCAAAAUCUACCUCUACUCUGUUAACUCUUUCAGUGAAGCCACAUACUGUCCUUGCUCACCUCCCCAGAGCACCCAUUUCAGUCAAUGUUACCUUCUGCUGAGCCACCAGUCCCACAGUGUGCCUGUGCUCAUGGGCUUGUCCCCUUCCAUUGUAGUGAAGAAUUUUAUUUUUAACUUAGUUUAGUGAUUCUUCCCAGAAUGACUUUGUAGUGAUCCACUGAUUCUCCAAAACAUAGAUCAGUUGUUUUAGAUUAGCCAGCAGUGCUGCAAAUAAUACUUCUGCAUCAAAAUGUAAUAUAAGAUUUAUUUACCUCAGCAAUGUCCUGUGGCAAUGAUUCCCCUGGGUUAAAAUGCAGUACUUCCCUUUCUCCACUGUAAAUUGUUGCCUUUCCAAGUUCAACGAGUGCCUUCUUGUUCUCUAUCAUAGAAAAGGUAAAUAGGGCAUCGCAGCAGUCUUCUGUUUACCAUCACUGAAUACCUCAGUCUCAUCUGCUGUUGCUUUUCUCCUUGCAAAUUAGAGUUUCACAGCGUUACCAGUGAUAUGCAAGCCUUAACCCUGUCUUCAGUUUUAAGAGAAUAAAUGGGUCAGAAUGGAUCACUUACAGCAAGGAGUGUCAGAUUUAUGCAAUGCCAUUGCACACCUUCUUUCCUUUCUGGCCUUCUUGCUUUCUGCCUGCAUUGUACUCCAAACAGACGUCAGCACUGGAAUUCCUUUAGCAGCGGUAGCAGAGCUUAGAGCCAGGCAUCUUCCUCCUACCAGUAGUCUGUCAAAGAAUAAAUGGAAUUCGUUUCACUAUUAGUUGCACGUGUGGUUUGCUUUGCACAGCUCCUCCAGCGGACCUGCAAUAACACUUGUGAGUUAAAUCAAACCUGACAGCAGCAAAGGGAGCACUCUUGCAGACUGAAGGCUGCAUAGCAAGUGUUUGCACUGGAAGCUGGAUUCAGUUUCUGCUCCACAGCAGAGCCUAGCGCUUGCAAGGAAUUUGUCAGCCGGUCUGAAAUAACAGGCUGCUUCCAUUUGGAAUGCUAAGCACACAAAUAUUAUUUCCUGAAGUGAAUCAGUGGGCAACUUUUAGCUGAUUUCUAAGAAAACAACGUUGAGCUUCUAAGAUACGCCGCUUCAGAGUCUAAAUUCACUGGGAAGUGUCCACUGAGGUACCAGAAAAAUCAGCAGACAUCACCUCAGGCAAACUGGUGCUGUUUGUAGAUAGAAUGCAAUGUUGGGUGCUGCAGCACAGCCUGCAAAAUUGUUCUGUGUAUGCACAGGAUAUUCGUGCGUGAGGGGACAGCAUUCAUUGUGCUGCCAGGGCUGGAUGUCACUGCAAGUCAGCCAGGCAGAUGGAGCCAUCCUGGGAGGGACAAAAUACUUCAAUGGAAGAGUUUUUGAAGCAGGAAUUUCAAAGAGGCUAAAUGAAUGCAGGAGACAGCAAGCUCGGCUGGGUUUUACACACUGAGGUGUGACAGCAAAGCUCUUUAUUGCAGGCACAUCUGUGCCAGAAAGAUGUCAUCAGAUUGAGCCCAAGGGAAGCAACUACAGCGAAUAAUUGGGCAGGAGGGUUUAGAAAUGCUUAGAAGCAUGGUUAACUUGAAGGUUCAGGACUGUGCAGAUAGCCAAUGUAUAGAGCACGAGUCCAGGAAAGGACAGGACAUAACCUAAACAGCAAUUGUAGAUCAGAAUCUCCCUAAAUUAUCAAAAAGAUGAGGAUGUAACAUCCCACUAAAACAAGGAUGCCCUUUGCUCACGCCAGGUGAGCCCCAUCCACAGCAGCACAGGAUUAACUCACCUGGCCAGUCCUUCCCAGGCUCACAUUUCUGGAGCUGUGCGAGAAUCCAAAAAGCUUUUCCCCAUGGCAUUACAGCUUGCUCAAGACCCGUUUGUAUGAAGGAACAACACCUUAACUUGCUUUUGUUUCCAGUGAGUUUCACUUGACAGAACACCCAGCUAUGGCACUUUGACAGAUCCCGCUCAGCUGGCUCACAUUAGUGCCUGCUCUUUAGCCCUGGUGUUGAAAAUGUCACUUCAAUGGGAAUCCCUCUUUCCCCUCUGGCAGAUGGAUGAUCUCAGUCCUUUUGUUGGGAGUUCAGCUCUUUGUUCUUUAAUUCCUUCCUUGCUGACAGGUGAACAGCAGCUGCUUGGGAGAUUUCCUGCAGUUCACUGAAAAAAAAAAAUCCUGGUUUCCUUUCUCUGACUUUGCUUUGCCUUUGCUGUCUGGAAAGAAUGAUCCCACAGAGGCAUUUUCUACUUCUUGCAGUUCAGAUUCUUAAGAAGCAAUCUUCAAAGACGCUCUCCCCAUCACCACCACCUUCUUGCUCCUCUCUAAUCAGUUACUCAGGCUCCCUCGAUUCUCCCUUGGGUGCCUAUUUCUCAGUUAAUUACUUUAGCCCAGUCAGAUGCUCUGCUGCUACAAAAGGCGAAGUGCAUGAACCAAGGCAGAACAGCUCAAACAGAACCACUCCAUUAAAACUCUUUGAGCUUCCAUCAUCUUCAUCCAGGACGUGCUGCUUUCUGUCACACUCGGCUCGUCUCUGCACUGCUCCUCACCUGCCACGCGCUCACCUCACACCAGUGGAUGAGCAGGCUGCUUCAGGAGCCCUUCCACAUACCUCAGGCAUUCUGUACCUGCAGGUAGGAAGUCUUCUCCCACGGCAUUUCCCAGCAGACUCUGCCAUCCCCAUGCUGAGCACUCACCAAAUGCUUCGGAAGCAUCUUAAGCAGAGUUCUUCUUGGGUCUGAUUUUCUAAUGUCCAAAACAGAUCAUAUUCUGCACAUCCACACCCGAGGUUUAGCUUUGCUUUCCUAUUGAAAGCACAGUUUGCUUCUUACGUGCACAGGUAGUUUGCAUGCUCUGCACUGUGUGCUCGUGGCUGAAGCUGGGUCUUCCCCACUCCUUCCCACUGGUGCCCAAAUUCAGCACACACAUCCAGUGACACGGAGGUACCUUCUGUGUACUGGAGGUCGCUGUGACAAGGCACUGCAAAAGAAAGUUAUGUGGAAUUUGGACUAUUAGAUACAUCAGCUCUUCAUUUUCAGUUAGGGAAACGAUCCUCAAACAUCUUGUUAACACGCACCUCACUUUAACUGUUACCUUCCCCUUCAUCCUCACCAUCUGCUUCACAUAUUGUAUCACUCUUUGAAACUACUAUGCAAGUAGACAACCAGGUCUGAUGGCGAAUGUACUGAGACAACAAAGAGAAAGCUGUGCAAAGCCUAUGGGACAGGGAGAGCUCAGUGCAGGCCCAGGUCAGCAGGCCCACAGCCCAUUCCUGGGUGUCCCCAGCACCCUCUGCUCCAGGCUGGUGCACAACGCAGUACUGGUGGAAGCCAGUCCUGAGCUCACACCUCCUCCUUGCCCUAUUGAGUGCCUAAGCCUUGGCUUUUUUUUCGUGCUAGGGGCCCCUAAUAUCUAGCAGAUAUUUUUAGAAAGUUUGUUUUGUAAUGUUUGUACUGGUAUUUUACUUGAAUGAGAAUAUUGAACAAGGAAAAAAAAACAAAAGUAGAGAUCUCUGCCCUUGAGGUGGUCGCAGAGGAAACCUGUGGAAGCUGUGAAGAUCCCCACUGGGAAGCCGUCAUGCUUCAACACUGCUGCAGAGCCACAGGGAGAAUCCCAGCCCUGCUGAGGAUUGCCAUGGGUGGCAUUGCCCACAGCCCAACUUCUGCUCAUCAGAGGCUCCUCAGAUCGAGGGCAGAGCAUGAUGCAGAGCUCACCAAUGUCUCAGUCGGAGGGAAGAGCCUGGGAUUCCUGCUUCUGGCAGCCAAAGGCAGGACACACCAUCAGCCACUGUGCUGCAGUUCCUGUUCUCCGGUGCUGCAGAGCUCUCCCUCCCCACUGCUGUCCAAGGCAGAAGCUUCCCAUGGGUACAGCCUGAUGUUUUUCUAUAAAGAAACUUUCUAGCACUUUUGUACACAGCAAAUAACCUCUUUUUAAUGGAGUAUUUUGAGGGGCUAUAAACAAGGUUUUUUAAUUGUAAAAAAAAAAAAUGAAAUGAAGUGCCAUUAGGAGAUGUACAGGUCACAAUUAAAAUCAGUGCUUUCAUUGUUUUGCAAAAUGAAGUUCAAAUUGAAAGCUUUUUUU